UGAACAUGCAGGCUAGUUCAACCCAAAGUUCAACCCUCUUUUUCUUUAUCAAACUCCUACAGUCCUUGAGGCUCUUAGUAUGCCAUUGCUCUUUGAUACCAACAUGAGGUUCAAAUUCCCAUUUGUGGCCAUAGGUUUGCAGAUUUCCAUGAUCAUUUUAUUUGGAUUUUUUGUUGACUAUGAAAAUAAUGUCCAGCAGAAUUACAACUCCACUCAGCCUGACAGAUUCCUUGAGCUAUACCCUUUGUUCCAGGAUGUUCACGUUAUGAUCUUCACGGGCUUUGGCUUCCUCAUGACUUUUCUGAAGAAAUAUGGCUUUAGCAGUGUGGGGAUCAACCUGCUGAUUGCUGCCUUGGGUCUGCAGUGGGGCACCCUCACACAGGGGUUAUUACACCAUCAUGAGAAAUUUUACAUUGGCAUCAAAAACAUGAUAAAUGCAGACUUCAGUACAGCCACAGUUUUGAUUUCCUUUGGAGCUGUCCUAGGCAAAACAAGCCCAGUCCAGAUGUUAAUCAUGGUGAUUUUUGAAAUCGCUGUCUUUGCAGUAAAUGAACAUCUUGUUGGUACGAUACUGAAGGCCACUGAUACUGGGGCAUCAAUGACCAUUCACGCCUUUGGAGCUUAUUUUGGAUUAGCCGUAGCAGGUGUCUUAUAUCGGCCAGGUCUCAAGAAAAAAGGGCAUGACAAUGAAAAGUCUGUGUACCACUCAGAUUUGUUUGCUAUGAUUGGCACGCUUUUCCUUUGGAUGUUCUGGCCCAGUUUUAACUCUGCAAUUGCUGAUGCCGGAGAACACCAGUAUAUGGCAAUUAUAAACACAUAUUUCUCAUUAGCUGCCUGUGUGCUCACUGCCUUUGCAUUCUCCAGCCUUGUCGACCAUCAUGGAAAACUUGAUAUGGUUCAUAUUCAAAAUGCAACUCUUGCAGGAGGAGUAGCUGUGGGUUCCUGUGCAGACAUGGAAAUCCACCCCUUUGGUGCUAUGAUAAUUGGUGCCAUUGCUGGGAUUGUCUCUGUCCUUGGAUACAAAUUUCUGACACCAUUUUUUACCAACAAACUGAGGGUUCAUGACACAUGUGGUGUUCAUAAUUUGCAUGGCUUACCUGGAGUGAUUGGGGGUGUUGCAAGCAUUGUGGCAGUAGCCUUGGGAGUCACUAAGAAGACCACCCUCGCUAUGCAGGCAGCUGCCCUAGGUACUUCCCUAGGAACUGCAAUUGUUGGAGGACUAUUAACUGGUUUAAUUCUAAAGAUACCCAUAUGGGGAGAACCACCUGACCAAGAAUGCUAUGAUGAUUCUGUUUAUUGGGAGGUUCCUGAAGAAGAAUAUGACCAUACUUCCAUGGUAAUGGUGAUCACAGCCGACUAGAGCCAAAGACCUAAAAAUAAAAACAAUUCCAUAUUCUUUUAUCUAAUUUUCUCCCAGAAUACUCUUUUUGUUUAAAAAAAAAAAAGCAACAUCCAGAUAAUAUUUCAAAUUUGCAACACAGACAAUAAUGAACAGAUUUUAUGUCCCAAAUGUCUGUGGAAUUUUGGCUACCUUACUAAUCUUCCAACUUUCAUGACUCCGAUACAUCCUCUCCAUGACUACCACUGGGCAUAGACAGUUCAGAAUGGGUUUUCCUAUUCAAAAUAUUGCCAAAAUUAAGGAUUCCCAAGUGUUUCAAGUAUAAAGACAGCUUUAAGCAUUUUUUUAAAAAAUUUACCUCCUAAUGAUUUAUAGUUAUUAUCUGUUAAUCUGUAAAAAUACAUGACAAAAGGCUACUAUUUAUUCAGUAGGAUUUUUAAAUAAACGUAUUUUAUUCAUCACAAAA
Molecule: messenger RNA, 1805 nt
Organism: Antechinus flavipes (yellow-footed antechinus)
Lineage: Eukaryota; Metazoa; Chordata; Mammalia; Dasyuromorphia; Dasyuridae
Gene: RHAG
Product: Rh associated glycoprotein
Exons: 10
Coding region: 80-1360 (426 amino acids)
Biological process (GO): ammonium transmembrane transport; ammonium homeostasis
Cellular component (GO): plasma membrane
Molecular function (GO): ammonium channel activity
Source: RefSeq, a predicted model, not a curated record